AGAACAGGCUGACAGAGCCGUCGUCGGUUCAGUCUACGUUACGAACGUAAUCGCGAAAGCAGCAAAAACACCACAGCACUUUGUACAGCCAAUUAUGGGCGAAAGAAAGGCCUGCGUCUUCGUCGUCUUGUGGUCUACACUGCCCUCUGCAAAUCCUUGAAUCGAUAAGCCUAUAGCCAACUUAGGUUAGGGACACACUGUAAUCCACCACCAAUCGUUAUCAAACCUUCCAGGUUUCGAUCCGGGUUUGCUCAUCUCCAUCUUCACAGUCGUCGUCGUCGUCGUCGUCUACCGUCCUAUACCUGUGUAUUGAGGAACAACCUUCACCACAAUCGCAAACAUAGCCCAGAGCGAGAACAUCAGUCGUGGAGUAUCAGCCGCAGGUAGUAUGACUUCGAACAACAUUCUCUGGUUUCGCCAUGGCCUCAGGUUACACGACAAUCCGAGUCUGCUGGAGGCACUGCGCAACGAUGGCGGUGGCCAGUCGGAAUCGGUGCGACUGUACCCGAUCUUCAUCUUCGACGGAGAAAGCGCUGGCACCAAAUUGGUCGGCUACAACCGGAUGAAGUUCCUGAUGGAAUCGCUCGACGAUCUGGACCGCCAGCUGAAGGCCAUCGGCGGUCAGCUGUACAUCUUCCGGGGUAACGCGGUCAACGUGAUGCGUCGCCUGUUCGAGGAACUCAACAUCAAGAAGCUCUGCUACGAGCAGGACUGCGAGCCCAUCUGGAAGGAGCGCGACGACCAGAUCGUGAACCUGUGCCGCAUGAUGGACGUCAAGUGCGUCGAGAAGGUGUCGCACACCCUGUGGGACCCCGAGCAGGUCAUCGCGACGAACGGCGGCAUCCCGCCGCUGACCUAUCAAAUGUUUCUGCACACAGUCAACAUCAUCGGCGAGCCGCCGCGUCCGGUCGGCGCCCCGAGCUUCGAGUUUGUUGAGUUCGGCCGCCUGCCGUCCAUUCUGUCAACCGAGCUGAAGCUGUUCCAGCGUGCCCCGGUACCGGAGGACUUUGGCAUCUACUACGAGGGAAACGCCGAUAUUGCCCGCCAACGGUGGACCGGCGGCGAGGCCAAGGCGCUGGAGCUGCUGGGCCGUCGUCUGAAGCAGGAGGAGGAAGCUUUUCGCGAGGGGUAUUAUCUGCCGACGCAGGCUAGGCCGGACUUCCUGGCUCCGCCGAGUUCGAUGAGUGCGGCGUUGCGGUUUGGGUGUCUGUCGGUGCGCAUGUUUUACUGGUGUGUGCACGACCUGUUUGCCCGGGUUCAAGCGAACAACCAGCUGAAGCAUCCUGGGGGACAUCACAUUACGGGGCAGCUGAUUUGGCGGGAAUAUUUUUACACCAUGUCGGUGCACAAUCCGCACUACGCGGUGAUGGAGUUGAACCCGAUCUGCUUGAACAUUCCGUGGUACGAGGCGAAGGAUGACUCGCUGGACCGGUGGAAGGAGGGCCGUACCGGCUUUCCGCUGAUCGAUGCCGCCAUGCGGCAGCUGAUGGCCGAGGGCUGGUUGCACCACAUCCUGCGUAACAUUACAGCAACAUUCCUAACCCGUGGAGGGUUGUGGAUCUCCUGGGAGGCCGGCGUGCAGCACUUCCUCAAGUAUCUGCUGGACGCUGACUGGUCCGUUUGUGCCGGCAACUGGAUGUGGGUUUCGUCGUCCGCCUUCGAGAAGCUGCUGGAUUCGUCCUCGUGCACCUCGCCGGUCGCUUUGGCCCGUCGGCUCGAUCCCAAGGGAGAGUACGUCAAGCGGUACCUGCCGGAGCUGGAGAAGUUCCCGGCGCUCUAUGUUCACGAACCGUGGAAGGCCCCGCCGGAGUUGCAGGAGCAGUACGGAUGCGUCAUUGGCAAGGACUAUCCGGCCCCGAUGGUUAACCUGGCCGAGGUCAACAAGUGCAACGCCAACAAGAUGAACGCCAUCCGGCAGAAGCUGCUGGACCAGGGCGGAAGCACUCCGGCCCACUGUCGGCCCUCGGACAUGGACGAGGUGCGGCAGUUCUUCUGGCUGCCCGAGGACGUCGCGGCAGAAAGCUAAACGGAGAUUUGGACGCAGUUGUUGAUUGGAACACACUUAGAUUUUUCUACCAAAUUUGGUAAAAUGUUUCUGAAUUUCGGUAAUUUUUUUUCAUUUUGACAGACUUUUUACCGAUUUUUCAACUACCGAAUUCGGUAAAGAAAUCUAAGUGUAGAAG
Molecule: messenger RNA, 2183 nt
Organism: Culex quinquefasciatus (southern house mosquito)
Lineage: Eukaryota; Metazoa; Arthropoda; Insecta; Diptera; Culicidae
Gene: cry
Product: cryptochrome-1
Exons: 5
Coding region: 389-2026 (545 amino acids)
Biological process (GO): entrainment of circadian clock by photoperiod; circadian regulation of gene expression
Cellular component (GO): nucleus; cytoplasm
Molecular function (GO): FAD binding; DNA binding
Source: RefSeq, a predicted model, not a curated record